Aplosporella prunicola CBS 121167 is the source of this 3148-nucleotide messenger RNA. RefSeq lists its product as uncharacterized. NCBI's taxonomy places the organism in Eukaryota, Fungi, Ascomycota, Dothideomycetes, Botryosphaeriales, Aplosporellaceae. The transcript is spliced from 2 exons. Gene Ontology annotation, molecular function: protein binding. The record is from RefSeq and is a predicted model, not a curated record. The coding region runs from base 148 to 3057 and encodes 969 amino acids.
GCAAGCUAUCGUAAGAAGUUUGAAAAACGCUAUGCUGAGGAACACGAGAACUACAUCGCUCUCUUUAGCGGCAUACACGAAGGAUCCAAUUUCUCUACUGCAAAAUUGUCCGCAAACAGUCUGACCAGAGCGUUGCGGUUUUCUUGCAUGCUUGGAAAUCCCAAAGCCACUAUUGCUCUCUUGGAUAAUGGCGCCGACCCAACGGUUUCCGAUUCCAACGGUGUGUGCCCGCUGCAUUGGCUCUUCAUGUUCCCUGACUCGGUCAUCCCAGCCAUGGCCAAACGGCUAUAUAUUCAAAAAGACGCCAAGGUAUCGUCCAAAGAAUCCUUCCAAAAGGUUUUUAACACUAGUUUUGCGGACAACUAUGAAGCCGCAGUGAAUACUGCAUGGAAACAUAUGCGCAUUCGUCUCGAGUCCUCUUUGAUCGAGGGCUGGGGAAACGCUAUGGGCGAUGAAAACCGAGGAUGGCUUAAUGAGUUCCAGGCAGCACGCGAUACAUUCCUACAGAAGAUGCGCGACAAAGUAAAAGAGUCAUUCAAUCCGAGCUGGAACGAAAUAUUCGGAGAACCACGUAUGAAGGAGUUCAACACCAUCUUCGAAGACUCGCUCCCAGCAGCUGCAAAGAAAUCCAACAUAUCACCAACUACAAAAUUUUCAUUCAGCAUUGACCCACAGCUGCCUAUUGGUCUGACCGGCACGCCUUUAGCCUUUGCUACUAUGGCUCGAUCCGCCCCUACAGUGCGUGCUUUAUUAGACCUCGGUGCUAGUCCACACUGCUCUGGGCAUCUAUGCAGCCCAGGGCCAUGUUGCAGGGCUUCAGCGUGGUAUAUUGCAUGUGCGUUGCACAUGACCGACAUUCUUCGUAUUUUCAUUGAAAAUAAUACUCUGGACAACGUCAACAAACUUGGUCCUGGCUCCGAAUUCGACAAGCCACUGGAUAAACUGCAAGCUAUGUUUGCAUUGUUCAAAUUCUCAUCUGAGGCGAUAUAUGCUGAGACAAAAGCCACACAGUUAUUUCACCAUGGUGCAAUGACGCGAGAUGCGGCGAAGGAAACAGCAAAGAUUCUUUUCCAUCACUUCCUUCCUCACGUCGAAUCUCUUGCAACCUACGACCUAAACGAAUGCCAAGUGGAGAUGGACGUCGAUGCGACCAAGUCAGUAACACUCCCGAGGAUACUGGAGCAACUCUGCCAUCCUACUAUUCGAAGCGGCAAUAUCGAGGCAAUCCACACGAUAUUGUCUAUCAUUCGUGAAUAUGCCCAGGACAUACCUUUCAAGCGUGAAGAUCUGGACAACCUGUUCUUCCUUUGUACCGAUGUUGCAUGCUCUUCUUCUUUCAGCUGGCACGAUACCUUGGCCGUCCUCCAGGUCGGCCUUGAUUUGGGUGUUGACAUCGACUGCUCGCGAGACACACCUUUCACCAGAAGACCCAUCAAUAUUGCCAUCGGUUAUCAGAGCCUUGACGUUGUCGAGUGGUUUAUCCAACAAGGAGCGAGCCUCUCAGCACAAGACCUGGAGGGCAAUACGCCAGUACAUCAUAUGGUCUCCACUCUAUCAGCGUCGGUUUUUGACCGGGUGAAAUUGAAAAAUCUUGUUGCAUCAGUCGGUGUGCAAAACUUGCAUGGCAUCACACCUCUCCAACAAGCCAUUAUUUCACGCAGGACUGAGGAAGUUGCGAUUCUGCUGGACCACUUUGUACGGUCUAAUAUCGAGACUGAUUAUCAAUCGCUUCUUCAAACGGCGGCCGGGAUUGACAAGGACUUUGAGGCUGUCCCACUUGUCUUGACACACGCGGCCAAAGCAAACAAAGCUUCAACGCUUUGUCUGGCACCGAUCCUGGAAAUUGCCGUGUCAAAAAACUCUUGUGACGUUAUCCAAACCCUGCUGGACGUUGGUGCCGACAUACACGCGAUCCAUAGUUCAGGAUUGUCUUUCUUUCAUCAUGCUGUCGGGGAAGGGAGGGCUGAGGUAACAAAAGCCUUCCUACAAUCCGGAACAGUGUGUGUGGACCAACUAUGCAGCGACCUGGCGGCGCUGCAGCAGGCCGUAAUUACUUCAAUUGGAUCCAAGAGGACCGAGACUGGGCGAAGCAGAGUGCGUGAGUGCACUGAACUUCUCAUCAAUGCAGGACUUGAUUUAAAUCUUAAGGGCCAAUAUGGAACAACUAUCCUGAAAUCCCUCGUCAGAUGGCCCCAUGGAGAUGACAGAACAUCUCUUCUCAAGCAGAUGAUCAUUAAAGGGGCUAAUCCACACGCGGAAGGCGAGGAUGGGAACAGCUUAUUCCAGAAGGCCAUUGCGGCUGCUGAUUUUGAAUUGACACAAUGCCUUCUCGACUCACAGCCCCAAGAAUAUGUCAACGGCCACAGACAGACGCUGUUACACAUAAUUGCCGCCAACACACCAAAUCAUGGUGUCACGAGCAAGAAGCAAGCCGAUGCACUUUAUCACAUAGUGCAGAAGGUUGUCCUGAGAGGCACAAACCCUUUCCUUGUUGACAAUAGUGGCUGCACAGCCAUGGAAGUGGCAGUGCUGUCUAACAACGAUUCCCUUUGCUCUAUUUUUCUCCAAACAUCUCGAAAGUUGAUUGACGGCAAUUCCUCCAAAGAUUGGCAGUCGCUGUACAUGACUUUGAUCGACCGUGCAUGGCGACGGGCAAUCGAGUUCGCAUUAUGGGGACCAGUAUGCGCUUUCAUCGAAAAUGGGUUUAAGGGUUCUCUGGCUCCUAUUGACCCAGCGCAUGCAGUCAAGCUUUUCGAGUAUGCCAUUGUGCGCAAGAAAUCAGAGGUAUUUCUCCAGCUACUUGGCCAUGCUGAUGGGAAAGUUCCUGAGUUAGACUUCGUCUGCAAAGAUCCGCAUAUGAGUACAGCUUGGGACCGUAUCCGCGUUGACUUGGGAAUGGAUUUCCGUUUGAGAAGACUGUUCAAAACAGAAAAAAUAGUAGCUACGUCCCCGUCAGGCCUUAAAAUGCGGGACAAACCGGCUGAAAGAAUAAUCCGCCUAUCAAGUGGACAAGAACUGCGGUUUCCCGUCCGCUCUUCCUCAAAUUUCGCGGAGUAAGGAAUAACCCCUUUACAUGCUACCUACCUUUACUUGUCAGCGUUGAAGGCUUUUAUGUAGUUGGAGCGUUUGCUUUUACUGCCUUGUAAAU